UCCGUAGUGACGGGAUUGUUGUGUUGCAAAAAUCCGGGCUUGGAACUGUGGACCUGCGUGUUGCCGGUCUCCCUGGGAGCUUGGAAGCGGCUUCCGAGGGCGGGGGCCGGCGGUGCGGCUGCUGCUGCUGGUAAUCGCGCGGGGGACGAACGGCGGGCGACCGAUUAGGGAGACUCCGCGAUUGACACUCUGUUGGCCUGAAUAGGGGCGUUUGAGAAAGCGCGCUUGGGGGCAUCUCAGCCGCUGGGCUAACAUCGGGAACCCGGGGCGGAUCGAGCCAUGUCGCCGGCGCCAGCUGCACCGCAGGCUCCUGCGUCGCUCUCCCUGUUUGAGCUCAGCGCCGAUGCUCCAGUCCUUCAGGGCCUGAGCCUGGUGAGCCACGUUCCCGCUCCCGGGGAGGCUCAGGCCCAGGCCCUGCGGGAGUCCUGUCCAGGUGCAGAGGAGAGAGUAAGUGCAGAAAGAAAACCUCUGGAUAUUUCAGACAAGUUAUUUUGUUCCACCUGUGACCAGGCCUUCCAGAACCACCAAGAACAGAGGGAGCACUAUAAGCUUGACUGGCAUCGUUUUAACCUAAAGCAGCGUCUCAACAACAAGCCUCACCUCUCUGCGCUGGACUUUGAAAAGCUGACCUCGGCAGGAGAUCUUUCCAGUAUCUCAGGAUCAGAAGACUCAGACUCAGCCAGCGAGGACGAUUUGCAGAUCCUGGAUGAGGAGAGGCCUGAAUUGGAGAUGCCUAGGCGGCCCCCAGGCUCCCAUCCCCAUCGGGUUCUUUUCCAGAAUGCACAGGGCCAGUUUCUUUAUGCAUAUCGCUGUGUUCUGGGUGCUCGGAAGGUAUCCCCAGAAGAACCAGAACUGCUGGUACAGAGCCUGAAGAGUGGAGGCCCCCGGUGCUGUGUGAUGCUCAUGGCUGCAGCCGGGCACUUUGCUGGAGGCAUCUUCCAAGGAAAAGAAGUGGUGACACACAAAACCUUCCACCGCUACACAGUGCGCGCCAAGCGGGGCACAGCCCAGAGUAUUCAGGACGCCCGGGGUGGCACUUGUCGCUCUGCCGGAGCCAGCCUGAGGCGCUACAAUGAAGCCGCGCUCCAUAAGGAUGUUCGUGAGCUGCUGGCAGGGCCAGACUGGGCUAAGGCGCUGGGGGAGGCUGGGACAAUACUGCUUCACGCACCCCGCUCUGGCCAGUCCCUGUUCUUCGGAGGCCAUGGGGCACCCCUGCAACGGGGGGAUCCCCGACUUUGGGAUAUCCCCCUCACUACCCGCAGACCCACCUUCAGGGAGCUGCAGCGUGUGCUCCAGAAGCUGACCACUCUGCACGUUCAUGGAAAAGACCCCCGGGGGACAGUAAGGUUGGACUCAUCUCAGACUCCCUGGAAGACUGCGAGAGAGAGGAAGAAGGCCAUCAAGGAAGAAAGGAAAGUUGUCAGUGAUGAAAACGUGACGCUGGGGCAGAGCGAUGAGCCUCUUCAACAAGGCUCAGGGUUAGAGGGUGAGGAUGGCUCCCCAGUAGAGCUGGAGCUGGUGGAGUUGACACUAGGGACCCUGGAGCUUCGUGAGUUUGAGGUGCUGCCCAAGAGGAAGAGAAGGAAAAAGACCAAGAAGGAGAGAAGCCAAGGCCUGGAGGCUGGGGAACUCAGGACUUCUCCUCAACCAGCUCAGGAAGAUGAGGCCUUCUCACAGUCAGCUCAGGCCCUGGGAGCCCAGCCAGGUGACGCCCAGGCCCUUGGUCAGCCAGAGCUCUGGGAUGUGCUCUUAGCUGCUUGCCGAGCUGGAGAUGUUGAGGUGUUGCAGCCCCAGCUAGCUGCCAGCCCCAUGGACCCCAGAGUUCUGUCUCUGCUCAGCGCCCCCCUAGGAGGCAAGGGAUUCACUCUCCUGCAUGCGGCAGCGGCAGCUGGGCGAGGCUCUGUGGUCCGCCUGCUGCUGGAAGCAGGUGCUGACCCCACAGUGCAGGACUCUCGGGCCCGGCCACCAUAUGUGGUUGCAGCUGACAAACCAACACGUAAUGAGUUCCGCAGGUUCAUGGAGAAGAACCCGGAUGCUCAUGACUACAGCAAGGCUCAGGUGCCAGGGCCACUGACGGCCGAGAUGGAGGCGCGGCAGGCUGCGAGGAAGAAGGAGCAGAAGGCGGCACGGCGGCAGCGGGGGGAACAGCAGCGGAAGCAGCAGGAGCAGGAGCAGCGUGAGCAGGAAGAGCAGCAGCAUUUUGCUGCCCUCAGCGACCGAGAGAAGAGAGCACUGGCUGCAGAGCGCCGCCUGGCUGCCCAGCUGGGAGCCCCUCCCUCGGAGACCCCUGACUCUGCAAUCAGCAAUGCUCGACGCUGCUGGAGUUGUGGGACAUCCCUCCAGGGCCUCAUUCCUUUUCACUACCUCGACUUCUCUUUCUGCUCCACACGCUGCCUCCAAGAACACCGCCGUCGGGCGGCUCAACCGUCUCUCUGACCUGUCACGGCUCCAGCAGGGGGCAGCUCUGACCAGCAGUCACACUGGCCCUGGGUUUCUUCCAUGAAAGCAGAGAUUAGACUGGAAGAGUGGUGGUGGUGGGGAGGGGAAGGACAGUCGGGAACUAGGGCAGAGAUAGGGCCACAGAGCUGUGGAGAGCUGGUACUGUCUCUGGAGCUUUAAUCACAAUAAAGUCUGGCAAGGAAGCUGUACUUGUCCUUAAA
Erinaceus europaeus (western European hedgehog) is the source of this 2660-nucleotide messenger RNA. RefSeq names its product ankyrin repeat and zinc finger peptidyl tRNA hydrolase 1 (gene ANKZF1). NCBI's taxonomy places the organism in Eukaryota, Metazoa, Chordata, Mammalia, Eulipotyphla, Erinaceidae. Gene Ontology annotation, molecular function: protein binding. The record is from RefSeq and is a predicted model, not a curated record. The coding region runs from base 280 to 2436 and encodes 718 amino acids. The transcript is spliced from 14 exons.